Molecule: messenger RNA, 1270 nt
Organism: Fomitopsis serialis
Lineage: Eukaryota; Fungi; Basidiomycota; Agaricomycetes; Polyporales; Fomitopsidaceae
Product: P-loop containing nucleoside triphosphate hydrolase protein
Exons: 5
Coding region: 142-987 (281 amino acids)
Biological process (GO): iron-sulfur cluster assembly
Cellular component (GO): cytosol
Molecular function (GO): ATP-dependent FeS chaperone activity; ATP binding; iron-sulfur cluster binding
Source: RefSeq, a predicted model, not a curated record
UCUCGGAGUGUGGUGCAGGCGCCCCGAUCGACCGUCAGUCAGCAGCUCGAUCGCGACAAAAGCAAUAUGCAACUUGACUUCGCCACGGAGCUGACUCACGCUCAGAUGUCCUAGCCUUCACUACACUCACCGACGUCCACCAUGGCCUCGCCGGAGGACACGCCCGUCGGACGACGGCUACGGCUCGGUGGGGUCGGCAAGUCCUCCGUCUCGACUCAGCUCGCGCUCUCCCUUCGUGCCUCUUCACCUACCGCCCGCGUCGGGAUACUCGAUGUCGACCUCACGGGACCAUCUAUUCCGCGGAUGCUCGGCCUGGACGGACACUCGGUGCACCAGAGCAGCGACGGAUGGGUGCCAGUCUACGCGGACGGCAGUGAGGCGCGGCUGGCGUGCAUGAGCGUAGGCUUCCUGCUCAAGCGGAAAGAAGAUUCGGUGGUGUGGCGGGGCCCGAAGAAGAACGCGAUGAUCCGCCAGUUUCUGAGCGACGUGCGGUGGGGGGAGCUCGACUACCUGGUGAUUGACACGCCGCCAGGCACGUCCGACGAGCAUCUGUCGCUUGUCGAGCACAUGGCCCCUGUCCGCCAGCGCAUCUCUGCGGUCAUCGUGACGACCCCGCAGGCCGUCGCGCUUCUGGACGCGAUGAAGUGCCUCUCCUUCACACGCGCGACCUCCAUCCCUGUCCUCGGACUCAUCGAGAAUAUGAGCGGGUACGUCUGUCCGUGUUGCGGCGAGAUCAGCAACGUCUUCUCCACCGGAGGAGGCGAGGAGAUGGCACGGCGUGAAGGGCUGCGAUUUUUGGGCAGCCUCCCCGUCGACACCGAGCUCGUGUCGCUGCUGGACGCCGCGGAUCCGGACGACCAGGCAUCUCAUGCGGUGCUUGCCGAGGGCGGGAGUCAACACUCGUUCCGGCUGCUCGAGCGGUAUGAAAAGACGGCCAUUGUCGAGAAGGCCGUAGGUGGUCUAUCAGCGCUGGAGGGGCGGGAGUGACAUUCAAUAUGUCGCAGCUGUUGUUCUCCCAUCACACUAGGUGUUCUGAUAUGAUGAUGAUGUAUCCUUAGCCAUCUUGCACUGUAUCUCGUCCGGAUGAAGUUCUAGUUUACCUCGCAGCAUCUCUGCGAAUCCCUGCCACUAUUCGGUUUCCCCGGUCCCAACGUCAUUGGUGACGGUGUAGGUUGCGUUGAGCCUCUAUGGAUUUCCGUGGGAAGCAUUGGGAUAAACAGAGGUAAGACACAAGUAAGACGUGUGUCGACGCCAGGGUCUUCCAUGCACA